Molecule: messenger RNA, 1326 nt
Organism: Clonostachys rhizophaga
Lineage: Eukaryota; Fungi; Ascomycota; Sordariomycetes; Hypocreales; Bionectriaceae
Source: the annotation of a GenBank genome assembly
AUGCCUCGAGCCUCAUUCUCAGAUGGCAGUCGUGAGACUGCCGUUUCAAGCCUUCCCGCACCAAAUAGGACAAAACUCGACAAUCAAGAGAAUAAUGAUUCCUUUCCCGAAGGCGGCUAUGGUUGGGUUUGCGUUAUUGCCUCGUCUCUGAUUAGCGCUCAUACAUGGGGCAUCAACAGCGCAUACGGAGUCAUUUUGGCUCACUACUUGUCAAAUGACACUUUCCCGGGCACAAGUGCUCUUGAAUAUGCCUUUAUUGGAGGUCUUAGCAUUGGCUGCGCUAUGCUUGUUUCGCCAAUUGUCACUAUAAUUGUGCACCACCACGGCAUCCAUAUCGCACUCUAUACUGGAGCUGUCCUCCAAUCCAUAUCGUUUGUGGCUUCUUCUUUCACAGAACAGAGCUGGCAAUUAUUCCUAUCACAAGGCCUCUGCUUCGGAUUAGGCAUGGGUUUCUGCUUUGUUGGGUCUGUUGGUGUUGUCUCGCAUUGGUUCCAUAAGCGCCGCAGCUUGGUCAACGGCAUCACGGCGGCGGGUGCCGGGCUGGGAGGGCUUGUAUACUCGCUUGCAGCUGGAUCGAUGCUGAUAAAUCUCGGGUUUACUUGGACCAUGCGGAUUCUAGGCAUCGUUUCCUUCGUUGUGAAUCUCAUCUCCGGGGCACUCCUGCGUAUCCCUCCGACAACCAAAACAGACGGAAAUACGUCCGCCUUUGGAUUAUCAGCCCUGCAAGACACUCGAUUCAUUCUUUUACUCAUAUGGGGCAUCCUAAGCGUUCUUGCUUAUGUCGCGUUAUUGUUUAGUUUAUCAAGUUACAGCGUCGCAGUCGGCCUGACCCAAAGCCAGGCCAGUGUGGUAAGCGCGAUCCUCAAUCUUGGCCAGGCGUUUGGCCGCCCAGUCGUGGGCAUCAUGAGCGACUCACUGGGGCGAGUGAAUGUCGCAUCAGGAGCUACCUUGGUUGCUGGGGUGCUUUGUUUGGUGUUCUGGGUUUUCGCCAAGACUAUGGUGACUAUCUGCGUUUUCGCGAUCAUGGUAGGAACGGUGUCUGGCACCAUAUGGGCAGCUGCAGCACCACUUACUGUUGAGAUUGUUGGCCUGAGACAUGCAUCUAGUGCCUUGGGCCUUUUCUGGCUAUCAUUAGGACCGCCAACUAUAGUCGCAGAGGUUAUUGCUGUACAGUUACGCAACCAAGCCACGGAUACCUUCCCUUACCUUCGAGUUCAGAUGUGGGUAGGGGCGUUGUAUAUAUCUUCUGCCGUCUUUCUACUUUUCGGCAAGUUUUUCGAUCGAGUCGGGAGGAAGAUAGAACUAGAAAAGCCUCAACCAGUCUAG